Zingiber officinale is the source of this 3552-nucleotide messenger RNA. RefSeq names its product receptor protein-tyrosine kinase CEPR2-like. The record is from RefSeq and is a predicted model, not a curated record. NCBI's taxonomy places the organism in Eukaryota, Viridiplantae, Streptophyta, Magnoliopsida, Zingiberales, Zingiberaceae. The coding region runs from base 432 to 3308 and encodes 958 amino acids. Gene Ontology annotation, molecular function: protein binding; ATP binding; protein kinase activity. The transcript is spliced from 3 exons. Gene Ontology annotation, cellular component: plasma membrane. Gene Ontology annotation, biological process: protein phosphorylation; hormone-mediated signaling pathway.
GUCCGUGACGAUGUCCACUGACAGGGACGUCAACAGCGGCAUGGGGCAUUCGAUCUGGAGACGGAGCCAUGGAUGGAGCCGCGCCUCUGGUCCUCUCCCAAACCCCACCCCACUCCUGAUCCUCCCGUCGCUUCCAUCCUUUGCUUGGAAGAAACCGCAUUAAUACGCCCUCAAUGCCCCCACUCCCCUUUCCAUUUCACUCACCCACUGCUCUCUCUCUCUCACUCUCUCUCUCUCUCUUUCUCUAUCUAUCUCUAUCUCUUCAUGGCCAGAGCGAGUUUGAGAGAUCCCAAGCCUUGGCAUCUCAUCUUCCAUUGCCGGAUCACUUGAAAAGGAAUUCGAACCGCUAGGCUACAAUCUGCUGCACUGAAAUUACAGGCACGAAACUUACUGAAUGUCACACUGGAAUUGUCAUCUUAUCAAUAUCCUCAAUGCUGUCCCUUCACUUCCUUUUCUUCACGGCUCUUAUUCUCUUUUCCAUUUCUCCCAUCUCUUCAUCGAUAUCCUUUGAGAACAAUGUGCUUCUUGAAAUAAAAAACCAGUUGGAAGAUCCUCUGAAUGUUCUUGAGAGUUGGAGCUCCUCCCAAUCUCCUUGUGAGUUUAUUGGUGUCCAAUGCGACAUUGAUUCUGGCCAAGUGGUUGACAUCUCUCUCCGAAACAGCUCUUUAUCAGGCAAGCUUUCACCAUCAAUCUCUCUUUUGCUCAACCUGACUAGUCUAGAUCUUGGAGAAAACAAUCUCUCAGGCACUGUCCCCUCAACUUUAGCCAAUUGCUCAAACCUCAGAUUCCUCAAUCUCUCUUCAAAUAGCUUCAGUGGCCAUCUGCCUGAUCUUUCAGCUCUGCAAAACCUACAAGUUCUUGAUGUGUCAACCAAUGGCUUCACCGGAAAGUUUCCUUCGUGGGUUGGCAAAUUGCCAGACUUAGUUCAGCUUGGCUUGGCAGAGAACAGCUUUGAUGCAGGAGAAAUGCCAGAAAGUAUAGGUCACUUGAAGAAAUUAACAUUGCUUUUCUUGGGUAAAUGCAACCUUCAUGGGGAAAUUCCAGCCUCCAUUUAUGAGUUGACAUCACUAGGAACAUUGGACUUCUCUCGCAAUCAUAUUUCAGGGAAACUAUCAAAAGAAAUCUCCAAUUUAAGCAAUCUUUUCAAGAUUGAGCUCUACCAGAACAAUUUCACUGGAGAAAUCCCGCCUGAGCUUGCCAACCUCACGCUGCUACGCGAAUUUGACAUCUCACGCAAUCAGUUCACCGGAGAGCUUCCUCCUGCAAUGGGAAACCUGAAGAAGUUAACAAUCUUCCAUAUAUACACAAAUGGUUUCUGGGGUGAGCUCCCUAAAGGAUUUGGAGACUUGGAAUUUCUCAUUUCAUUCUCUGUCUACGAGAAUAAAUUUUCUGGGGACUUUCCAUCUAAUCUUGGUCGGUUUUCUCCUCUCGGCAGAAUUGAUAUUUCUGAGAACAACUUCUCUGGUGACUUCCCAAAGUCCUUGUGCCAAAACAAGAAGUUGGAAUACUUGCUUGCUCUUGACAAUAAUUUCUCAGGGGAGAUUCCAGGAUCAUAUGCUGAGUGCAAAACUUUGUUGAGGUUUAGAAUCAGUCAAAACAGCUUCACAGGGGGAGUUCCAGAAGGACUUUGGGGAUUGCCAUCUGCCAUGAUCAUUGAUGUAGCUGACAACAACUUCAUCGGAGGGAUACCUCCUGAUAUAGGCAUGUCAACUAGUUUAACUCAGUUGUACGUGCAGAAUAACAAGUUUUCUGGGCAACUUCCAGCAGAGUUUGGAAAUCUUCCCCAGCUACAAAAGUUAUUUGCUUUUAACAAUUCCUUUUCUGGCCAGAUACCCUCACAGCUAGGGAAUCUGCAGCAAUUGUCAUCUCUGCAUUUGGAAGGCAAUGCUUUUACAGGAAAAAUACCAUCAGAACUUGGGCAGUGUGGUAGCUUGGUAGAUCUCAAUCUUGCACAAAACUCACUGAGUGGAAACAUUCCUGCAGCACUGGCUUUGCUCUAUUCACUGAAUUCACUUAAUCUUUCGCAAAACUUAAUCACUGGCUCAAUCCCCAAUGAUUUAGUGACCCUGAAGCUAAGUUCUCUUGAUUUGUCAGAUAACCAGUUAUCAGGAAGAAUUCCACCAGAUCUUCUUCUGGUCACUGGAGAUGAAGCAUUUGUUGGGAAUGAGGCUCUCUGCAUUGGUGAAACUCCGGAUGAUGAGAAGUAUAGACAUCUGAGCAUUUGUAGAUUGAACCAUAGCCAAAAGGAUAAAAUGAACAAGCGAAUGCUUCUCAUGCUCAGCAUAUUACUGGUAAUGGUUGUUCUUCUUGCUGGCUUAGCCUUUGUGAGCUACCAAAGCUUCAUACUUGAAGAGCGACGCAGAAUAGGAGAUUUGGAAGAAGAAAAGGAUUCAGAAUGGAUACUUGAAUCAUUCCACCCUACAGAAUUAGACCCAGAAGAGAUAGCAAACUUGGAUGAAGAAAACUUGAUUGCAUGUGGAGGCACGGGUAAAGUUUACCGCUUAGAUUUGAACAAGAACCGAGGAGCUGUUGCUGUGAAGAAACUAUGGAAGACAGUCAGUGCGAAAAUUUUGAAAGCUGAAUUGGAUAUCAUGGGACAGAUCAGACACAGGAACAUACUGAAACUUUAUGCCUGCAUGACCGGAAAGGGUUCAAGUUACUUAGUCUUCGAGUAUAUGAUAAAUGGAAAUCUCUACCAAGCUCUUCACAGGCAGGUCAAGGGUCGAGAGCCCGAGUUGGAUUGGAGUAAGCGGUACAAGAUUGCACUUGGGGUGGCAAAGGGUAUCACGUAUCUUCAUCAUGACUGCUCUCCAGCUAUUAUUCACAGGGACAUAAAGUCAUCGAAUAUACUUCUGGAUGAAGAUUAUGAAGCGAAGAUUGCAGAUUUUGGGAUCGCCAAGUUUGCUGAAGGCUCAUAUUCAAGUUGCUUUGCUGGUACUCAUGGCUAUAUAGCUCCAGAACUAGCAUAUUCGCUGAAGGCUACCGAGAAGAGCGACGUAUACAGCUUUGGAGUAGUCCUGCUGGAAUUGAUCACUGGCCACAACCCUACUGAUCCUCAUUUUGGAGGACAAGACAUUGUCUCCUGGGUGUCCAUCCAUAUUGAUAACCAAAAUCUCGCCGAAAUCUAUGAUCCUAGGGUAGCCGUUUUUUCCGAAGAGGGCAUGGGAAAGGUGCUCAAAAUUGCUAUUCUUUGCACCAACAAGCUACCAUCACCGCGCCCUACAAUGCGAGAGGUAGUCAACAUGCUUAUUGAUGCAGAUCCUACUACUGCUGUCACUGGCACGAAGAACUCCAUCAAGAACUGCUAACCUUUUAUUCAGCAGUUCGUGUGUUUUUUGCUUCGACGACAUCUAUGGCAAUAUGGGAAUAGGAUCUUGUCUGGUAAUCUUAGAUGUAGCUCAAGGAAAUAAAUAAACUCAUGGAAUUAGAUUUAGAAUCAUGUAGUUGGUCCCAUUGCAGUUCCAUGUGGUAGAACUUAUGAAAUUUAUGUAAAUGUCAUUCUAUAUAAAUGUAAUGAACUUUCUGUUCAAGAAUUUCAUCUUUGUGCCCCAA